This is a messenger RNA of Gracilinanus agilis (Agile Gracile Mouse Opossum), 1410 nucleotides long. RefSeq names its product copine 5 (gene CPNE5). The record is from RefSeq and is a predicted model, not a curated record. Gene Ontology annotation, biological process: cellular response to calcium ion. Lineage: Eukaryota; Metazoa; Chordata; Mammalia; Didelphimorphia; Didelphidae. Gene Ontology annotation, cellular component: plasma membrane. Bases 1 to 1410 code for a protein of 469 amino acids. The transcript has 16 exons. Gene Ontology annotation, molecular function: calcium-dependent phospholipid binding.
AUGAGAGCACAGAAUAUCCAGUGUUCGAACCUCUUGGAUAAAGACAUGUUCUCCAAGUCGGACCCAUUGUGUGUGAUGUAUACUCAAGGAAUGGAGAACAAGCAAUGGAGGGAGUUUGGAAGAACAGAAGUGAUUGACAACACACUGAAUCCGGACUUUGUACGCAAAUUUAUCCUGGAUUAUUUCUUUGAGGAGAAACAGAACAUCAGAUUUGAUCUGUAUGAUGUGGAUUCUAAGAGCCCUGAUCUCUCCAAACAUGAUUUCCUGGGCCAGGCUUUCUGUACUCUGGGAGAGAUCGUGGGGUCCCCCGGGAGCCGCCUGGAGAAGCCCCUGACGAUAGGAACAUUCAGCUUGAAUGCCAGGACUGGCAAACACAUCCCAUCAGUGUCAAAUGGCGGUGUUCCUGGGAAGAAGUGUGGUACCAUUAUCUUGUCAGUGGAGGAGCUGAGCAACUGUAGGGUCCUUCAGGUGGUAAACCCGAAAAAGAAAAUGAAGAAAAAGAAAUACAUGAACUCCGGCACAGUGCCUGAGCUAAUGUGGAAGAGCAGCACCCUAUCCACCUUCUUGGGUAACAACUAUUCUUAUUCUUCCACUCUUAGGACUCAGAUCAAUUUCACGGUUGCUAUUGACUUCACGGCCUCCAAUGGCAACCCCUCCCAGUCCACUUCCCUGCACUAUAUGAGUCCAUACCAGCUGAAUGCCUAUGCCCUGGCAUUGACAGCCGUGGGUGAGAUCAUCCAGGACUACGACAGUGACAAGAUGUUCCCGGCCCUGGGCUUCGGCGCCAAGCUUCCUCCUGAUGGCAGAGUUUCCCAUGAGUUUCCACUGAACGGCAAUCCGGAUAAUCCCUCUUGCUGUGGCAUUGAUGGUAUCCUCGAGGCCUAUCACCGAAGCCUUCGCACCGUGCAGCUCUAUGGCCCCACCAACUUUGCACCAGUGGUCACUCAUGUGGCCAGGCAUGCAGCAACUGUACAGGAUGGCUCCCAGUAUUCCGUGCUGCUGAUCAUCACAGAUGGGGUCAUCUCAGACAUGGCGCAGACCAAGGAAGCCAUCGUCAAUGCUGCCAAACUCCCCAUGUCCAUUAUCAUCGUGGGCGUUGGCCAGGCUGAGUUUGAUGCCAUGGUUGAGCUGGAUGGUGACGACAUUCGGAUCUCCUCCCGGGGAAAGUUAGCGGAGCGUGACAUUGUCCAGUUUGUGCCUUUCCGGGACUAUGUGGACCGAACAGGGAAUCACGUGCUCAGCAUGGCUCGCCUGGCCAGGGAUGUACUGGCCGAGAUCCCUGACCAGCUCGUGUCCUACAUGAAGGCACAGGGCAUCCGUCCUCGCCCACCCCCGGGCCUUCCCGCCAACAGCCCCCCUGGGUCUCCUCCUCACACCUCCCCUGCCUCCCCUAUGCACACAAACCUCUAA